Bicyclus anynana (squinting bush brown) is the source of this 7553-nucleotide messenger RNA. RefSeq lists its product as uncharacterized. The record is from RefSeq and is a predicted model, not a curated record. The transcript has 16 exons. Gene Ontology annotation, molecular function: 2 iron, 2 sulfur cluster binding; iron ion binding; FAD binding. Bases 3150 to 6995 code for a protein of 1281 amino acids. Lineage: Eukaryota; Metazoa; Arthropoda; Insecta; Lepidoptera; Nymphalidae.
GGGCUUUUUUUUAAUUUUAAUCUUUAAUUUGUCCCUAUUAAGUUAUUAACUGACAGUCCUUAAGUUAUUUCUGUGUCACCAUUUAUCUACAACUCCUAUUUUUCGGAACAGGACUAGUGUUGAAAUUACUGAUACAAUUGUUAGGUUCUGUUAAAGAUGGCCACAAAUCCCACAGUCGAUACUCCGUAAAAUUGGAAGCAGAUAAAUUAAUUAAGCUAUUCUCUUUCAACUAUUUAAAUGUGAUUUGUUAGAUUUUUAGACGUAAGUUUACUUUAAUCAGCCAAUAGCGUCGACGCAGAGAAACAUUGACCAAUCAGAGCAGAGAGAGUGACGUAGUCGGUCGACGAGUUGGAGGGAAAGGAUAUAUGGUACAGAGAGGACAAAAGAGAGAUCGGUGUGAGGAAAAGUCAAUAAUUAUAUGUAAAAGUGCAUAAAUACCCAUGUAUUAUCAUUGAUUAUUCUUAUGUAUUAUAAAUACAAUAGAUUAUAUGCGAUAAUUCUGGUGAAAAAGGCAGUUGUGUUUUUAUUCCCGCUGACUCGGCUUGUACAAUUAUUUAAAAAAUUUUCUUCUUAAAAUUUCAUUUUGAAUUUUUUUUAGUUUACAGUAGCAAAGUGUUUAUACAACUGUAGUUUUCUGAUGUUCCUUUCUGAUGGUGACUCGUUUGUUGUUCACUUUCUUAUUUAACUACUUACUUACCUACUCUCAUUGUUCGAAUAUUUAUCCACGUGUAGCUUCAAUUCGUUCAACAUACCUACUUAAGUUAAUGGCGAUUUAUUUCUCAUGUUUACCACAUUAUGUGUUGUCUACAUGAUAGCCCAGUGGAUAUGAACUCUGCCUCCGAUUCCGGAGGGUGUGGGUUCGAAUCCGGUCCGGGGCAAGCACCUCCAAUUUUUCAGUUAUGUGCAUUUUAGGAAAUUAAAUAUCACGUGUCUCAAUCGGUGAAGAAAAACAUCGUGAGGAAACCUGCAUGCCAUUAUCUACAUAUUGCGUAUUGCAAUUAUCUUAAUUCUCAGCGAAUGUGAAGUCUGCCAAUCCGCAUUGGGCCAGCGUAGUGGACUAUUGGCCUUACCCCUCUCAUUCUGAGAGGAGACGUGGUUGAGGUUAAUUGGUCCAGGUCUGGCUAGUUACCACCCUACCGGCAAAGACGUACCGUCAAGCGAUUUAGCAUUCUGGUACGAUUUCGUGUAGAAACCGGUGUGGAUUUCAUCCUACGCCUAACAAUUUAGCCCGCUUUCAUCUUAGCAUCAUUACUUACCAUCAGGUGAGAUUGUAGUCAAGGGAUAACCUGUAAAAAAAAUGUUGUGGUGCACAUGCUUCUUGGAGUAGGUACCAUUCCGGAGACUGUUCACACCUUCAAGGCAAGAAUUGAAUACUGAAUAGCAUAGCAGCAAUAGGGCGAAGUGACACCACUUGACACCAGAUACUGAGAUGGGCAAUUGUCAAUACUUAGAAAAGAAAUAAUGAAAAAACAUUUAUUUCAAAAAUUGUGCCACUUUUAACCCCUUAACACUAUUGUAGCAAACCACUUAGUCUAAGCAUCAGAACACCACUAUGUCAUGCUUGGCACAACCCUGAAAAAGGAUCCAGCUCAGCAUUGUGCUGCAUGUACCAAGGUAAUAUUGGACCAUACAGCGCUGAUUUUCAGCUGACAACCUUGAACCAGGUGAUACCAAUAACUAAUCCUACUAAUAUUAUAAACGCGAAAGUUUGUAUGGAUGUAUGUUUGGAUGUUUGUUACUCUUUAACGCUGAUGAUUUUGAUGAUAUGAAUGUUUGUUACUUUCACGCUUCGACUACUGAACCGAGUUAGCUGAAAUUUGGUAUUAAGUUAUAACUAUAGCCUGGAUUAACAUUUUUAUCCCGGAAAAAUCCAUGGUUCCCGGAGGAUUUGUAAAAAACAAAAUUCCACGCGGACGAAGUCGCGGGCGUCCGCUAGUAGUCAAUAUUAAAGAAGAAAGAAAGAAAGAAAAAAUCUUUAUUACAGCAUUAUGCCACACAACACAAUAUGCACAUAAUAUCAUAUAAUGCUAACAAAUAAUAUUGUCAUAUUAAAUAAUAUGACAGGACAAUAUUCUGCGAUGUGUGGCAUAACCCAAUAAAGGGCCCCAACUCAGCAUAUGCUACAUACUCUUUAAAUAAAAAGAGCAUGCAGCGCUGGUUUUCAGUUGGAACCGUUAACCAGAUGCCGCCACAAACACAGCACACAACAACCUUAUUAACCAAAAUAAACAAUACAAGUAAAACUUAAAAUAAUACAUUAUAACUAACUAAAAAUAAAAAGGGAAAAACAAUAAAACAGCAUUCUAAAAUUAACAACGUGUGAAUUAAAAAACUAAAAACAAAAUUACAUAGUUAUAUCAUAUAUUAUAGUAUUUACAAAUAUUUAUUAUAUAUUUUUACCUAUAUGAAAGAAAACUCCGCCACAUGGUGUUGGAAUUCAAUCUGCUUUUCAAGUAAAAAUUUCUUUAAAAGUUUUUUAAAUGCGUAUUUAGGAUAGGAUACGUAGGAUAUUCAUUUAUUUCAAUUAGGCUUAGUUUACAAGCACAUUAGAAACGUCGUUUAAUAAUAUUAUAAGAUAAAUGGUGACAAUAAUUAAUCGAAAACUUAAAAUUAAAGUUACGAGCGUAGCUAUAAAGCCAGAAAUGCGAACCCGGAAUCAAACCUUAAACCGCUGAAUGCAAAACACAUUAGAUUGUCACCGCUUCACAUGUGUCUACAGCACAUAAUCUAAUGAUCUUUUAUAGCCGUGAUAAACCAGUGGAUAUGACCUCUGCCUUCGAUUCGGAGGGCGUAGGUUCGAAUCCGGUACGCACUCCAACAUUUCAGUUAUGUGCAAACAUUGUAAGGAAACAUGCAUACGUGAAAUAAUUCUCAAUUCUCUUCGCAUGUGAAGUAUACCACGCAUUGAGCCAGCAUGGUGGACUAUUACCCUAACUCCUCUCAUCACGAGAGGAGAAUGGUGCUCAUCAGUGAACCAUAUAUGUUUGUUAUUGAUAAUGAUAUCACGAUCUUUUGUGUGUCCAAGUGGACUAAUAUUUUAAACAGUGAAGGACGCAGUGGGUUGGUACAUACAGUUACUUUUCGAACGUCUGAAAAAUUGUACGACUUUUAUAUACACUUGCAACGGAAGAAUAUCGCCAGAGCGUCGGAUGAAUGACGAUAAAAAACAUCGGAAAUUGAUGCCGGUGUAUAACAAGAUGACGUGCGUCGAGUUUACAGUGAAUGGGACAAAAUGUAAAGUGGACAGUUCCCUCCACCGCAACACAACCCUGAACGCUUACCUCAGGUACCACUUGGGGCUGCCCGGGACCAAGUCCAUGUGUAGGAUUGGCAUAUGCGGAGCGUGCAUCGUCAACGUGACUGCGCAGAGGGAGACCAGCGGCGCUGUGGAGACUUUCUCUGUUAAUUCGUGUCUGGUGCUUGUGUUCUCCUGUCACGGAUGGGAGAUCACCACCAUAGAAGGAACAGGGAACCGACUCAAGGGUUAUAGUGAGAUCCAGAAACGGAUAGCCGCGUUUAACGCUACUCAGUGCGGGUACUGUACGCCGGGAUGGGCGAUGCACUUGAAUAGUCUCAUCAACAAAGGCCUCAAUAUGGUCGAAUUAGAGAACUCAUUUGGCUGCUCGACGUGUCGAUGUACCGGCUACAGACCCAUCGCAGACACGAUCAAAUCAUUUGCAGUGGAUGCCAGUCCUGCACUGUGCAAAAAAGUCGCAGAAAUAGAAGAACUGUCCACUAACUUCAACGAUAAAGCCAAGAUAUGCAACCGUACGUGCUCUUCGUGCAGCGACGAUGAUUGGAGUCUAGUAAAUGAUAGCAAUAAACAUGAUCCAAUCAUAAUAAAUAAUGGAGAUGCUACUUUCAUUAAAGUUUUUGACAAGGAGCAGAUUUUUGACAUGAUUAAAAGUUAUGGCAUAGAACCAUACAUGAUUAUUCAUGGAAAUACUGGAAAAGGACUAAUCAAGGAUUUUGAGUAUCCGACAGUAUUGAUAGAUAUAAGCGCUGUGCCGACCUUGCAGCACUAUCACUACGAUCAGAACCUAGUCCUUGGUGGUAACGUUUCGUUGGAAGACUGCUUGACCAUAUUCAAGCAGGCCGCAUCGCAGAUGAACGAAUUUGCAUAUUUGGAAGAAUUCGUCAAGCAUUUCGAUUUGGUUGCACAAAUUCCAGUGAGAAAGCUGGGAACAUUAGCGGGCAAUGUGAUGCUGAAACACAAGAACAAUUCUUAUCCUUCUGAUAUAUUUUUACUAUUUGAGGCGAUUGGAGCUACUAUUACUAUAUGUGAUAUUAAUGGUAUGGAGACAUCGUAUUCUAUGGCAUAUUUUCUCGAAAUCGACAUGCAAGAUAAAUUGAUCGUCAGCUUCCAUUUGCCACCAGAGAGUCCGUCUCAUAUAUUUAGGAGUUACAAGAUAAUGCCAAGAAGUCAAAACGCUUUAGCCAUCAUCAACGCUGCGUUUAGUGUUAAACUUGACAGCAAGAGUUGUAUAGACUCAAUAAAUAUUAUUUACGGCAACAUCUCUUCGAGUUUUAUCCACGCGUCCCAAACAGAAGGAUAUUUGAGAGGAAAGAACUUGUUCGAAAACAACCAGGUGUUGCAAGGAGCGAUUAAUGUAUUGAAUAAGGAGAUUGUUCCAGAAGACAACCCUCCUGAAGCAUCUCCGUGGGCAAGAAAGAAGCUGGCAAUUGGACUAUUUUACAAGUUUGUUCUUAGUUUAACUUCGAGUGGUACAGUUUGUUCACGAUAUCAGUCUGGCGGGGAAUUGAUCCAACGUCCUCUAUCAAGCGGCACACAGACGUUCCAAACGGAUCCUUCGCUGUAUCCUCUCAAUCAGCCCGUACCGAAACUUGAAGCUUUGAUACAAAGCUCCGGAGAAGCCCAAUAUGUUAAUGACAUACCGCCGAUGAUGAAUGAAGUGUUUGCUGCAUUUGUACUAUCUACAGUUUAUAAUGGUGAAGUAGAUGAAAUUGACAUUGAACAUGCUUUGUCAUUAGAUGGUGUUAUAGCUUUGUAUUCAGCCAAAGAUAUACCAGGGAAAAACUCCUUCACCGUUCCUGGCAUACAACUCGAAACCGAAGAUGAGGAGAUAUUGGCUAAAGAAAUAAAAUUCUACGGACAAACCAUAGCAAUAGUAGUUGCUAUUAGCCAGGACCUAGCUAUUGAAGCGGCUAAAAAGGUCAGAGUGACUUAUAAGAAUGUCCGAAAUACACCACCAAUUUUGACUCUGAAACAAGCUAAAAAAUUCAGUGAUAGAAUUAUAUCUGGUCCAACGAUCGAAGCAAAAGGCAGAGGAGAUAAAACUAAGAAAGUAAUAAAAGGCGUAUUUGAUGUGAAAUCCCAGUAUGCUUACUAUAUAGAACCUCUGACAUGUGUAGCGAUCCCUGUAGACACUGGUAUGGAAAUUCAUGGUUCAACCCAAUGGAUGGAUAUGAUUCAAAUAGCAGUAUCUAAAUGCUUGGAAAUGCCGGAAAGCGAUGUACAUUUGAAAGUUCGUCGUAUUGGCGGCGGUUUCGGUGGAAAAAUUAGUCGUAACGCACAUGUAGCGUGUGGUGCAGCGAUUGUUGCGAAAGCGUUGAACCGACCUUGUAGGUUCAUAUUGCCAUUGGAGACCAACCUCGCCAUUGCCGGUGGAAGAUUGCCUAUGGAGUGCGAAUAUGAGGUCGGUGUCGACGAUGACGGAGUGAUACAAUAUUUACACGCUUCAAUCACAGAGGAUGCCGGGUAUUCGCACAACGAGAACAUUUUGGCAUUUGUUGCAGGCGCUUUCAAAGGCUGUUAUAACACAGAGUACUUUAAUUUGAAAACGUAUGCUGUAAGAACCGAUUUGAACUCUAACUCUUUUGUUAGAGCACCUGGUACCCUAGAAGGUGUUAUGAGUAUUGAAAACAUAAUGGAACAUAUAGGCUUUGCCUUAAAGAAAGAUCCCAUUGAUAUACGUAAACUCAACAUGAGGAAAGAAGACAACGAUUUACCAGAACUCAUCGAAACUCUAAAACUGAAGGCAGAUUACGAGAAAAGAUUGAAGGAAAUUGAAAUAUUCAACAAAAACAAUAGAUGGAUGAAAAAAACGCUAAAAGUUAACACCAUGUUCUAUGCAGUACAAUAUUAUGGAAACUAUACUGCGAUGGUGUCCGUUUACCGUGGCGACGGUACCGUGACUAUAUCGACAGGUGGAAUCGAAAUGGGUCAAGGCGUCAAUACUAAAGCGGCUCAAGUGUGCGCUUAUGAACUGGGAAUACCAUUGGAAUACAUAAAAAUUGUUCCCAACUACUCGUUUGUAGCAUCAAAUAACGUUUUCUCUGGCUCCAGUAUUGUGAGUGAAUGCAUUUGCUACUCAGUAAUCAAAGCUUGUGAAAUGAUUAAGAAACGUUUGGAGCCGUUGAAACAGGAGCUAGGGAAUCCAACAUGGAAGGAGUUGAUACACAAAGCUGGGGAGAAUGAAAUGGAUUUGACGGCUUGCUAUAUGAUGGGUGAUACGGAGCUGAAGAAUUACAGUGCGUUCGCUGUCUGCAUUUUGGAGAUCCUGUUGGAUGCGUUAACUGGAAAGUUUAUGAUUGUGAGGUGUGACAUAUUGGAAGAUGUUGGACAGAGUGCAAAUCAGAAUAUUGACAUUGGUCAGGUUGAAGGUGCUUACGUGCAAGGUUUAAGUUAUCUGACAUGUGAACACUUUGUCUACGACAAACACACAGGCAAGAUGUUGACCAACGACGCACUUACCUACAAAGUGUUUUUGCUUAAGGACAUUCCAGCUGACUUUAGAGUUCACUUGAGAUGCAAUAGUAAAAAUCCAAAAGGCGUGUUGGGAGCUAAAGCCGUGGGAGAAAUGGGAAUUUGUUCGGCGCCUGGGAUAAUGUACGCGUUGAGAGAGUGCAUAUUGGAGUCACGGAAGGACUCUGGCUGUGAUCCUAACGAAUGGUUUGAUCUUGAUAUCCCUCUAACGACCGAGUCGAUAUUAAAAGCAUUAGACGUUAAGUUGGAAGAAUUUCAGCUAAUGUAACUUGGGAAGAUAAUUAUUAUCAAGUUGAGAAUGACUUAUGAAUUAUGAUACAAAGGAAAAUAUUUUAUUUAUUCUAUUACCUAUUAUCUGUAGCAUUUGUCUAGAUGUUAGUUUGUGCUUUUGUUUACAUCUUUCUGCAAAAUAUUUUUAUGAUGUUAUUUGUUCAUUAAAGAUAUUGACAACAUUUCAAAUUGUUAAUACUAUUAUAUUAUAUAUAAUCGUAUUAACAAUUUGAAAUACGAUUGUAAUAAAGUGAUUGUCAUUGUUAAUUGUUUUUUCCUAUAGACAAUUUGUUUUUAAUUAUAUUUAAAUAUAUUUGAAACAUCUGUCCUGCGACUAGUUUAUAGCGGCUCCAUGCGUCAUCAAUGUCGUCAUCUAGUGAUGUACCGACAAACAUUUCGCAUUCCUUUUUUUGUUACUUAAUUAAUAAUAUAAUUUACCAAUGUUAUAUCUGGACUAUCUAGAUACUUUUUCACGUCCAGAUAACUAGUAUAUAGUAAUAACUAAUGAGCACUAUUUUGUUACCCACGUUUAAAACAAAUAAAUUAUUAUACCGCU